AUGUCAACUGAGGAUGAGGCAUUAACAAAUUGGAGAAACAAGCCCACGUGUUGCACUGGUCCAAUCCGGCACAGCAAUGGAAGACAGUGUCCUUACUUAAAACGCGCAGGAGAAAGAUUAAGGAAAUCGGGCACUUCUAAAACUUUACAGGAAGAUAUUGUAUUGCCAGAUAUUUAUGCUACCUCCUUAUGCCCAAGAUGGACAUAUUCCAUAUGA
This is a messenger RNA of Acaulospora morrowiae, 216 nucleotides long. The record is from the annotation of a GenBank genome assembly. Lineage: Eukaryota; Fungi; Glomeromycota; Glomeromycetes; Diversisporales; Acaulosporaceae.